Synchiropus splendidus (mandarinfish) is the source of this 5070-nucleotide messenger RNA. It is a transcript of the gene phf8, whose product is annotated as PHD finger protein 8. The record is from RefSeq and is a predicted model, not a curated record. Bases 376 to 3459 code for a protein of 1027 amino acids. Gene Ontology annotation, molecular function: transcription coregulator activity; histone demethylase activity. NCBI's taxonomy places the organism in Eukaryota, Metazoa, Chordata, Actinopteri, Syngnathiformes, Callionymidae. The transcript is spliced from 23 exons. Gene Ontology annotation, biological process: protein demethylation; regulation of transcription by RNA polymerase II.
GUUCCGUGUCGGUGGACAACAGCAAGCAGCGCUCUUUGAAAUGGCGCUGGUGAAUCCAUGUUCGCCGUCAGUUGCUGUUGUUGUGCGAUUUUAACCCGCCUCCGGAUCAAACUAUCACAUCCCGCUUGAAGUUCUUGGCCUCCCAUCACAAACAGACCUCACUUUCGCUUCAGACGCCAGAAACGAUGAGCAAGUUGUCGAUAUUGGUGUUGCAUAAUAGCUAGCCUGGAGAUUACACUAGCCGCUUAGCUCUCGGCCUCGCUGCUCUUGCUGCUCGGUGGCGUGUGAUGGACAUGUGAGUGGGUUUUUAUCAGCUGACAUCAACUACUGAAAUUUCUUCUCUCCCAAAGUGCAGCCAGCAAAUCCGAUUUGAAGAUGGCGUCUGUGCCCGUCUACUGCCUGUGUCGCCUCCCGUAUGAUGUGACCCGCUUCAUGAUCGAGUGUGAUAUAUGUCAGGACUGGUUUCAUGGCAGUUGUGUUGGAGUUGAGGAGGAGAAGGCUGCUGAGAUCGACCUGUACCACUGCCCCAACUGUCAGGUCACCCAUGGACCAUCUGUCAUGCGCAAACGCCGUGGUGGCAGCAAGCAGACCGACAAUUCCUCCACUGGAGGGAGAGAUCCCAGCCGACCCGUCAAGACGGGCAGCCCACAGUUUGUCAGAGAGCUGCGCAGCCGCACGUUCCCCAGUGCGGAUGAAGUCUUGCUGAAGCCAUCCGGAGCGCAGCUGACUGUGGAGUUCCUGGAGGAGCAUUCCUUCAGUGUUCCUGUGAUGGUUCUGAGGCGAGACGGUCUUGGCAUGACUCUGCCGCCCUCUUCCUUUGGUGUGAACGAUGUGGAGCACUACAUCGGUCCCGACAAGGAGAUUGAUGUCAUCGACGUGUCCCGUCAGUGUGACCUGAAGAUGCGUUUGGGGGAUUUUGUGGAGUAUUACAACAGUCCCAACAGAGAGCGAGUUCUGAACGUCAUCAGCCUGGAGUUUUCAGAGACCAGACUCUCAAACCUGGUGGAGACCCCAAAGAUCGUGCGGAAACUGUCGUGGGUGGAGAACCUUUGGCCGGAAGAGUCAGUGUUCGAACGACCAAAUGUGCAGAAGUACUGUCUGAUGGGUGUGAAGGACAGCUACACUGACUUCCAUAUCGACUUCGGAGGCACCUCCGUGUGGUACCACGUCCUGCGGGGCGAGAAGAUCUUCUACCUGAUCUCGCCCACGCCAGCCAACCUGGCCCUGUUCGAGCGCUGGAGCUCCUCGUCCAACCAGAACGAAAUGUUCUUUGGGGAUCAGGUGGACAUGUGCUACAAAUGUUCCCUGAAACAAGGAAACACCUUGUUCAUACCAACAGGGUGGAUUCAUGCUGUUCUGACUCCGGUGGAUUGUCUGGCCUUCGGUGGAAACUUCCUGCACAGCCUGAACAUCGACAUGCAGCUUCGGGCGUAUGAGAUCGAGAAGAGAUUGGCCACAGCGGACCUGUUCCGAUUUCCAAACUUUGAGACGGUGUGCUGGUAUGUGGGGAAGCACCUCCUGGACACCUUCCGAGGUUUGAGGGAGAACCGCAGACAUCCGGCCACCUAUCUGGUCCAUGGAGCUAAGGCGCUGAACAACGCUUUCCGCACCUGGACACGCAAAGAGGCUUUAGCUGAACACCAAAUGGAGAUUCCAGAGACCAUCAACACUCAAAUGCUGGUGAAGGACCUGGCUAAAGAGAUCCGUCUGGUGGAGGAUAUUUUCCAGCAGAACAUCGGGCGCUCUGUGCCGCAGUACCCCGGAUCCCCUCUGACCAAAGCUCCUUUGACCACGUCCUUGAACUCUGGGCGACCGCCUGGAAAAAAGAAAGGUCCGAAACCAAAGGACCUCCUCGGUGGUGUUGGGCCAUCCGGGACGAAGAAGAAGACUCAGAAAGGUCUGUUGAAGACUGAGGCGGACGAACUGGACCUUCUGGAGAUACACACCAAACACACACUCAAAAAGUUCCAGCCUGGCAAGUCCAAGAACAAGUUGGAGCUGCCGCUGGAAGACUUUGAGGAGAAGUUCAAUAAAAGCAAGCUGAAACUUGUGCUGACGAACGGCAAGCUCCAAGGCAGAAAGGACGGAGGCAGCAAUGGCGCCGGAGGAGCCGGGAGCUACGAUCUGGACCUGGAUGGUUCUAGCAGCUUGUCUGAACUGGAGUCGGAGGACGAGCUCCAGAUCGACGAGACUCCACCGCCGCGACGCAAGCUUGUGGGCAUGAGCAAGAAAAAGAAGCUCAGUGGUCUUCCACGGAAGCUUCCUCGGGCCAAACCGUGCUCGGAUCCCAAUCGUGUCAGGGAGCCUGGAGAGGUGGACUUUGACAUUGAGGAGGAUUAUACGACAGAUGAAGAGGCGCUGGCAGCUCAUGGCCUGAAGGGCGGCGCUGGAGGCAUCCUGGACCUGCUGAAGGCCAGCAAGCAAGUGGGGGGUUUGGACCCGUCGGCUUUGGGUGAGGAAGCCCCAGCCUCCCCCAGCACACGUGAUGCCAUCCAGGGAAUGCUGUCCAUGGCCAACCCACCAUCCUCCUCUUCAUCUUCCUCCUCCUCUUCCUCACCGUCGUCUCUCUCCGGCGGCCUGACAGAAGGUUUGGGUGUCAUUAAGGACAAGGGCGGGCGUGCGGUGUGGGUGACUGGAGGGUCCAAAAAGACUGGGGGUCUUGAGAAGAAGGGUGUGAUCCAGCGGCCGGGGAAGCGGCCGGUGAAGCGGCCGGCGCGCCACAUGAGUGAGGAGGAGAGCCCAGAUGAGCAGGAGACCCUGGGCACCUGUUUCAAGGACUCAGACUAUGUUUAUCCGUCCUUGGAGUCUGACGAGGAAGACCACGCCAGCAAGGCCAAGAUGCGACGCCGGAAAAACUGGGACGACACACCCUGGAGCCCGAAAGCCCGGGUGAUGCCCACGCUUCCCAAACAGGAGCGACCGGCUCGAGAAGGCGCUCGAGUGGCGUCUGUGGAAACUGGUCUGGCAGCAGCCGCAGCCAAGUUGGCUCAGCAGGAGCAGCACAAGCCUGUCAAGAGGAAGUACAUUAAGAAGCAACGCCCCCCUGCUCCAGUGGCUUCCCCUCCCCCGGUGCAGCCAGAGCCCGCGCCACCAUCGCCCCCCGUCACCUCGGAGUCCGCUGGCGACUUCAGCCCAGACAGGAGGAUGGACUACUACUCUGCCAGCCUGCUGGAUCACGAAUACACGGCGGGGCCCGGACCCUUUGGCUCCGGAGGUCCCAGAGGAAGUGGCGCUAUGGCGCCUGGAGUCUUCCUCACAUCACGCCGUCCUUCCCUGUCACCUCAAAACAGUGGCUCCCACUCAGGCUCUUCUCCUGCUGGGAUCAGCGUCCAAGGCGCCAGUGCUGGAGGAGGAGGAGGAGGUGGUCAGGGAAAGCGGCCAAAGAAGGGACUGGCAACUGCUAAGCAGAGACUCGGCAAAAUCCUGAAAAUCCACCGCAACGGGAAACUCCUCUUGUGAGCGCGGCGUGAAGCGAGGAAUGCAGCCGGAUACACCACGUCUGGAUACAGAGGGACGGAGGGGCAGCACUGUCCACAUGCUUUCUCCCCCUCAGUCUCUUGUUCCCAGAUAGUUCAGACGACUUUGUUCUCUUUUUUUUUUUACCCGUUCUUAGUUUGAACCCGAAGAGGCCUGAUGUGUGAAGAUCACCAGUUGUGGUCUACAGGUCCUGAAAAUGCCUCUGCACACAGGAGUUGUGUGCAAGUUGUUCCCCUAUAGUGAACUGAGUUUCAAAACAAAAGUCGACGUGACUUUAUGAUCCCAGAUGUUUGUUCACGGAGCCCCGUGCACAACUGAUAUUGAAAUAAAGAAGAGCGCAGUGGGAAUGUGCCAGAGCUCCCCUGAGCUUGAAGUGACUGCUCACUGAUGGAGUUCAAGACAAUUAAACCAAAUGUAUGUCAAAAUCGCUUUCUGCAUUCUCGUAAAUGCAAUUCUCUUCAUGACGACAUGAAGGUCUGCUUUUAGGGUUGAGAUGAACAACAGGUUUUAAUCAUUUCCUCUGAAGCCACCAGUUCUGGACUCUGGUGAGCUCCUACGCCUCAAUGGCCUGCAGCUCUGGGAGACUGUGGUCAGGGUUGCACCGUCUGAGUCGUGUCAUUGCGGUCAAGUCAGAGGUUCCGGAGGAGCUCAGAGUUCAGGACUGCCUUCCGAGUCUCGGCAGCAUGUCCGGCAGCCUGAACGCUCCUCUUGGCUCUUUUCGGGUUUGUCCAACGCUCGGCUGAUCCGAACACUUGCGGUGCUUUUCUUUAGUUCUCAGGCGCACAAAUCUCUGUCAGAUUGAGAUCCAGACUGUUCCCCGGCCUCUUCAUCCCACCUGGCGGUUCUCACCUGUUCCUUCCACUCAUCUUCAGUUUGCUCUCGUGGUCAGAACGUUUCUGUUGUACAUUUGUAAGAUUUGUAAUUUAUAUAGCUACGUUGUAAUAGAUUAUUAUUAUUGGAUGAAGAAACUUAUUCCACAGAAUGUACUAGUGACAAAACAGCUAGAUUGUGACGAUGCAGGAUUUUGUAAAUACAUGUUGUAAUUUAAUUUUUAUAGUCCCAACUUUCUUAACAUCAUGUACGACAGCCGCGCGUGCUGGAGGAACUUCUUUUAUAUUUGUACGUAGUGACGUCACCAUUAGUUUGUCGCGAUGUCGUAACUUUGGCUGACGUGCAGAAUGUGUGCACUUGUUUGAUCUCAUGUUGUGUUUGAAUAGUGAACUUCACUUUUGUGUUGUUUCCAGUUUCAUACUCGCUGACCGAUAAAGUCUACUUUGGUAAAAACGUUUCUUUUCUUGCUCUCGUCUUCUGUCUCCUCCGUCACCUGACACCUGAAUGAAACGUAUUUAUUAACCCAUGAAUCUGAACCUGUCACUCACACACCUGGCACGUGUCGGUCGCCUUCACACUGUAGCAGCAGGUUUGCCGUUCCAGUCUAUUCUUCAUGUGUGAAUUAAGUCAACGGUAUUCUCCUUGUCAGAUGUUGCUUUGAUGUAUUUUUAUGAUUCAAAUGUUCUGUCAUUAUUUCCCAUUUGUAGUGAGUUUGAAUACAGUUUUAUAUUGAAAGUGAAUAAAAAAUAAUAUUUUUAAUAA